This is a messenger RNA of Tricharina praecox, 1753 nucleotides long. RefSeq lists its product as uncharacterized. The record is from RefSeq and is a predicted model, not a curated record. The transcript has a single exon. The coding region runs from base 380 to 1543 and encodes 387 amino acids. NCBI's taxonomy places the organism in Eukaryota, Fungi, Ascomycota, Pezizomycetes, Pezizales, Pyronemataceae.
CGACCUUCAACCCUCGACACUCAACCCGAUUCACCCCGAUUCAUUCUCACCCCCGUUUGUCGCCCGCACACAGCUCCAAACCUCUCAGCCAACCCGACCAAACUCUACCCAAACCCAACCCAACCCCCAGCCCAACCCCCACCCCGCACUUCUCCUCCGAAUCUAGAUCGCCAAUCGAACGUUGCACAAGCUUCCCCACACACCACACUCAUCCUCAGAGCCAGAUACCGACCCUACAGACACCCCCCAUACAUCCAAUUACGGCAGAAUAAUUUUUUUAAAAAAGUUGUUGCGAAAGCCACAGUGACGCAGACGCGCGCGCGGCUUCAUACAUCUACGUAUCUACUUGCCUACUUACAUACCUAAUCUAUUCCCCGAGAUGAAGAUCCUACACAAUCCCACCACGCUGCUGCACCGCACCAAAGAACUCAUCGGCGCCCGUCUGAUCGAUGCCUACGAAUCCCCCGCACGCGUAACCUCGAUCCUGAAAGCGCUGGAGCCCGUCUACGACAUCACCACCGUGACCACAGACGUCGAGCGGGCCGCCGCCGCCGCUGCAAAGAUCCACAGCGCCGAGUACCUGCUCCACCUCGAGACCAUCUUCCAAUCAUGGGCGGAAGAGGGGAUGGUUGAUGCCGAUGGGUGCGUCCUGCCGGAGUGCUUCCCCGUGCUGAGGCUCGGCGGCAAGAAGUGUCGGCAGCCGAAGGAUCUCGCAGCGAGGGUCGGGUACUACGCGUUCGACAUGUCGACGGGGAUAUCCAAGGAGACGUACAUCUCGGCGAUUGCGAGCGCGGAUCUGGCGCGACGGGGCGCGGCGGAAUUGGUUGCGCCUACGGACGAGGGGGAGGACGAGGACGGGGAACGGGAGGCGCCGGUGGUGUUCUCGCUGUGCCGACCGCCGGGCCAUCACUGCCAGACCGACCUGAUGGGCGGCUACUGCUACCUCAACAACACGGCCAUCGCGGUACGCACACUCCUCGACGCAUUGCCGGAUCCCAGCGAACAGAUCUCGAUCCUCGAUCUCGAUUUCCACCACGGCAACGGCACGCAGAGCAUCUUCUACACGCAGUGCAACCCCUGCUACAUCAGCAUCCACGGCGAAGACGAGUAUCCGUACUUCACCGGGUCGCCCAGCGAGACGGGCGAGGGCGACGGCGAGGGCUACAAUCUCAACCUCCCGCUCCCCUGCGAGGAAGGCGUGUUUGAGAACUACCGCCCGCGGCUCGACGAGGCGGUCGACAAGAUCCGCGAGGUGGACACAAAGUGGCUCGUCGUGAGCCUGGGGUUCGACACGUUUGCCGGCGAUCCUGUGGGGAAGUUUGCGCUACAGCGCGAGGACUACGGCGUCAUGGGGAGCAUCGUCGGCGCGCUGGGACUGCCAACGCUCGUCGUGCUCGAGGGCGGGUACGUGGUUGAGCACUUGGGGAGUAAUUGUGUCGAGUUUUUGCGCGGGAUCGAGAAGGGGCGGAAGGGCGAGAUUGGUGUCGUGGAAGAUGAUGAGGAGGAUUGGGAGGAGGUGCCAGCACAGGACGAGGAGCGGUAGCAACCACCCAACACGAAUACCCACACCCACACAAACACCCACACCCACAACCACACCCACAACCCAUAACCCACAACCCUCAACCACACCCUGUACAUUUUUCUGGCGGAACGGCGGAUGAUUGUAGAUGACGUUUACGAAAUGCGACGACGAAGACGACGAAACUAGAUAACUAGAUCUAGAGCACCAAGGAUCUGGAUGGACUCGAUU